This is a messenger RNA of Anopheles coustani, 1506 nucleotides long. Its product is annotated as cytochrome P450 4d2-like. Lineage: Eukaryota; Metazoa; Arthropoda; Insecta; Diptera; Culicidae. The record is from RefSeq and is a predicted model, not a curated record. The coding region runs from base 1 to 1506 and encodes 501 amino acids. Gene Ontology annotation, molecular function: heme binding; iron ion binding; oxidoreductase activity, acting on paired donors, with incorporation or reduction of molecular oxygen. The transcript is spliced from 2 exons.
AUGGUGAUCUCCUUCUUUAUUUUGUUCUGCGUAACUGCAGCGCUUGCGAUCGUGCUAAAAGUUACCAUCAAGUGUCGUGAAGUGGCAAAUCUGUUGAAAAAACUACCCAAUUUCCGGGCCGUACCUUCGUUGCCGCUGCUUGGAAGUGCACUUCUAUUUCGAGACACAACUCCUGAUGGAAUCGUACGUACGAUGACCAAGUUUCAUCGUCAAUAUGGCAAAAAUUUGCUAUUACAGGAACUUGGUAACGAAUUCAAGCUGCUCACUAUCGAUCCACGAGUGAUAGAACAAGUUAUGCAGACCCGAAAUAUCAAGAAAACUAAACUUUAUAGAUUUUUGAGCCCAUGGAUAGGCAACAGUAGUGUUUCACUGGACGGAGAGCGCUGGUUAACUCGCAGGAAGAUCAUUAGCCCUGUCUUCCAUUACAAAAUGUUGAACGAUUUUAUACUCACGAUGGUUGCACAAGCCGACGUGCUGGUAGAAAAGCUACGCGGCAAUGUUGGUGGAUCUGACUUUGAUAUUUACUUACCGGUGAGGUACUGCACGAUGGACGUUAUCUACGAAACCGCGUUGGGCAUUAAGUUACAAAGUCAGCUGAACCCAAACGUACAGCACGUUGAGGCUACAGAUGAAUUUCUUGACUUAGUACAUAAAAGAAUCUUUAAUCCACUGAUGAGAAGCAACUUCAUCUACUCCUUCACAAAAGCGGGUCAGCGUCAGAAGGAAAUAGUGAAAGUGCUUAACAACUUCAUGGAUACAGUAAUCCAGGAGCGAAAGCAUAAUGAUAAUGCCGCUCUAGAGUCGAUUGAAGGGAAUCGUUCUACGAGGAUGACGUUCCUAGAUCUUCUACUUCAGACACGCUACGAUGGUGAACCGAUGCCGGAUGAGGAGAUUCGCGGUGAAGUGAAUACUUUCAUGUUCGCCGGUCACGAGACGAUCACGUCUUGCGUCAGUUUUGCCUUGUAUUAUCUGUCACGUAACCCGACCAUCCAGCAGAAGCUCUACGAUGAAAUAGUGUCCGUUUAUGGAGCUGACGGGAAUGUCCGAUCGGCCACCAUUACGCAUGCGUCUCUGCAGCAGCUCAAGUACAUGGAAAUGGUGAUUAAAGAAACGCUUCGUAUGAGUCCUUCGGUGCCGUUCAUUGGGCGAACAUCGGCAGGGGACAUGACUGUGAAUGGGGUUGUCAUACCGGCAGAGACGGAGGUUCUGAUAAACAUUUACAUCAUGCACAAUGAUCCCGAUCAAUAUCCGGAACCUGAUCGUUUCCUGCCGGAACGUUUUGAGAAUGAGGAUGGAAAGACCACCUUCAGUUACUUGCCGUUUAGUGCCGGAAUACGAAGCUGCGUUGGACAGCGUUUUGCCACGUUGGAGAUGAAAACGAUCUUGAUAAAGCUGUUGGCCAACUACCGCAUGUUGUCGUGCAAGCAAGAAAACGAAUUGCAAUUUAAAUCCGAUCUUACUUUGAAACCAUUGAAGGGAGCUUUUAUGCAAAUACUGGAAAGAUAG